GGCUUGAACUUCACGGUCAAAGUGAUGGACUUCAACAACAUGUCUCAGAUGAAGCAAGAAUUAUCGUCCGGUCAGUGUGCAGCUUGUCUUAUGCAGUAUCCAGACACCGAGGGGAAUGUGUAUCCGGACCUGGUGAGACAGGUAUCUGAGCAUUGCAAGCAGAACAAAGCUCUGAGCGUGGUGGCCACAGAUCUCUUAGCACUGAUCAUGAUUCAGUCUCCGGGAAAACUUGGAGCAGAUAUUGCGAUCGGAUCGUCGCAAAGAUUUGGUGUUCCCGUCGGAUUUGGUGGUCCACAUGCCGCAUUUUUUGCUACAAAGGAGGAUUUGGUUCGUCUGAUGCCCGGUCGAGUGAUUGGAAUUUCUAAAGAUUCCCAUGGCAAACCAGCUCUGCGAUUGGCAAUGCAGGUGCGCGAGCAACAUAUCCGUCGGGACAAAGCCACGAGUAACAUAUGCACCGCACAAGCUCUGUUAGCCAACAUGGCCAGCUUCUAUGCCGUGUACCAUGGCCCGCACGGUCUGAAGCAAAUUGCGCAACGGGUGCACCGAAACACGAUACGGCUGCUGCAUGCGCUGCAAAGUGAUGGAUACGAGGUGUUCAACACACAUCCUGUUUUCGACACAAUUAAAGUGAAACCGACCGCGAAACACGGUGGGCUCGACGGUGUGAAGAAACGAGCCGCGGAGAAACGGAUCAAUUUGCGCUACUUUGAGGAUGGACAAUCGAUUGGGCUCUCUUUGGAUGAGACUGUUACCACACAGGAUUUUUCCGAUUUGCUCUACGUGUUCAACGUUCCCGCUUCCAGCUCUGAGAUCUCCAACAGCCUGAGCCUCUGGAAUGCAACAAACACAUUGCGAACGGAUCAUAUCCUUUCUCAACCAGUAUUCAAUAGUCAUCAUUCGGAAACUGAAAUACUUCGCUACAUGAAAAAGUUGGAGAAUAAAGAUGUCUCACUAGCGCACUCAAUGAUUUCAUUGGGCUCGUGCACCUUAAAACUUAAUGCGACUACUGGUAUUAUACCGUGUUCAUGGCCCACGGUCAACCAACUGCAUCCGUUUGCCCCGGUCGAACAAACACAAGGCUAUGUUGAACUGAUAGGUGAACUGGAGCAAGAUUUAGCCGAAAUCACCGGCUAUGAUCACGUCUGUCUAACUCCGAACAGCGGUGCACAAGGCGAAUACACCGGACUGCGAGCAAUCACCGGCUAUUUGGCCAGCAAAGGUCAGAGUCAAAGAAAGGUUUGUUUGAUUCCAACUUCGGCUCAUGGGACGAAUCCGGCUAGUGCAAAAAUGGCCGGAAUGGAUGUGCAACCGAUCAAGACCACAAAACAGGGUACGUUUGAUAUAGGUCAUCUGAAGGAACAGGUGGAUCGAUACAAGGAUACACUGGGUGCAAUCAUGAUCACCUAUCCGAGCACAUUUGGUGUGUUUGAUACGGAACUGAUGGAGACGAUCGAUCUGGUGCACAAAGCUGGUGGACAGGUGUAUCUCGAUGGAGCAAAUAUGAAUGCACAGGUUGGUCUCUGUCGCCCGGGUGAUUUUGGAACGGACGUUUCUCAUUUGAAUUUGCACAAAACAUUCGGUAUUCCGCAUGGUGGUGGUGGUCCAGGUGUCGGACCGGUUUGUGUGAAAUCCCAUCUGGCUCCAUUCCUCCCUCAGCAUGCAUUGAGGCCAACUUGUCUAAGUGUGACCGAUCACGGACCGGAUCCGAAUAUGCGCACUUUCUGUUCCGCUCCGUUCGGUUCAGCCAGUAUUUUACCGAUUCCAUGGGCAUAUAUCAAACUAUUGGGAAGGCAAGGCAUACGAAAAGCCACCGAGCAGGCAAUUUUGAAUGCCAAUUACAUGCUCCAACGAUUGCGUCCGUAUUAUCCGAUCAAAUUUGUGAACCAAAACGGACUGUGCGCGCAUGAAUUCAUUAUCGAUUGUUCUGACUUCGAAAAGUACGGCGUGAUCACAAUGGAUAUUGCCAAACGACUGAUCGAUUACGGUUUUCACAGUCCUACCAUGUCUUGGCCAGUCCCCGGAAGUUUGAUGAUUGAACCGACUGAGAGCGAAUCAUUGGCUGAAUGUGACCGACUUUGUGACGCAUUGAUUCACAUACGGAGAGAAGUGGACAAAAUUUCCGAAGGUGAAUGGCCAAAAGACAACAAUCCGCUAAAACAUGCCCCGCAUACGGCUGAAGAUGUCACUCGAUCAAACUGGGAUCGACCGUACUCCAGAGAAGAAGCCGCUUUUCCUGCCCCGUGGCAAAGAGAUGGUAAAGGUCCAUUCGACAAACUGUCCAAGAUUUGGCCCGCUGUUGGCCGACUGAAUGAUGCCUAUGGAGACAAACACUUGCAGUGCGUCAUGCCUCCAGUUCAUCAGACAGGAAAUUGUUAA
Messenger RNA from Echinostoma caproni, 2376 nucleotides. The record is from the annotation of a GenBank genome assembly. NCBI's taxonomy places the organism in Eukaryota, Metazoa, Platyhelminthes, Trematoda, Plagiorchiida, Echinostomatidae.